AUGAGCGUACUUUUGGAGACCAAUGCUGGCAAUCUGGUGAUCGAUCUUUUCGUAGACAGCGCUCCCAACGAGUCCAGAACGUUCAUUGCGCUCUGCCUGAGCAAGUUCUACCACUACUCGCCUUUUGUGAACGUGCGAAAAAACUUCGCUGUCGACUCUGGAAACCCGUGCUUUCCAGACCCCCUUUCUGCUCCGCAGCCAGACAAUGACAUGAAUUAUACGCCGUCAUCUCAUCUCAGCCCCGAAAAACUUGGCCAGGUGUUCUUCACUUCCAAAGGAAACGAGUUCAGCCCGCAAUUCUCCAUCUGCCUUGGCCCUGUGACGGACAUCUCCGGCCAUGUCUUUGGAACCAUCGGUGAGGGUUUUACCACGCUGGAGUAUAUCAACGACUGCGUGCUCGACGAGACCGGCCGUCCGCUGAAGGACAUUCGGAUUCUGCACACUUUUGUUCUGGAUGACCCGUUCUCACUCCCUAUCGAAUCUCCUCCUAGUCCGUACCCGACGCAGAAACAAAUCGACUCUUUCAGACUCUUGCUGGACCAAAGCGCACUGGAAGACAUCAAGGCCGAGUCGCACGCCCUCACGCUGGAAGUGCUGGGCGAUCUACCGUCAGCGAAAAUCCAACCUAGCGAGAAAGUGCUAUUUAUUUGCAAGCUCAAUCCGGUCACAGCAGAGGACGACCUCCGCCUGAUUUUCCAGCGCUUUGGGGAAAUAACGUCGGUUGAAAUCAUUAGAGACAGACGUACCGGCCAUUCGCUGUGCUACGGGUUUAUUGAGUUCACAAACAAAUCUGCUGUUGAACGGGCAUACAAGAAAAUGGAAGGUGUAAUUAUUGACGAUAGAAAAGUGCAUGUCGACUUUUCGCAGAGCACGAAACGCAAACGAAACAGAGACGAUUUUAUAUAGUCACUUCUCGCCCAUCUUGCUCACCAUGUAGUCUUUGACAAACGGCACGUUGUUGAGUACGUUCACGCCGAAUGACCGCGCCAUCACAAUAGGAGCAAUGUCUGUAGAGUAUAUCUUGUGCAGCUUGUCCACGAUGCCGAGAAGAACGUGGUUGGCGGGGUACCGCUCGCUGAAAUACGGCUCUAGGGCCAAUUUGGUGCCAAUGUCUAGCCCGCGUUCCAUCGAUUUUUCCAGCACUGCCACCAGACUCUUCACGUCCGCCUGACCCAUGUUCAGACCCUGCCCGGCAAGCGGAUGGGUCGUGUGCGCGGCGUCUCCAACAAGCGCUACACGCUCCUCGACGUAGUUAUCUGCAUGGCUCAUUUUGAGCGGGAACUUGGCGCGCGACUUGGCCACAAUCGUGUCGAGCUCCAAGGGGUACUUCUCCGUCUCUUGUGGCCGCAACUUUUCAUUGAAAACGUUCAGUCUCCAAGUGAUCUCGCCGACAAGGUUUUCAGGGUCCUCGUGAGCCAUUUUGUACAAAACCCCGAGCUCCUCGACCGGCAGCUUCACGGCAGCAUUCACCAUGGCCAGAAACGCGUCAUCGUCCAGCUUCAGCAAAAUGUCGGCGUAUUCUGGUGUCGUCGACCACACCAAGCUUGUCCAGUUGUCUGGGAGCGGCAGCAGCGCCACAGGACCGCUUGGCAAAAAUCUCUGCCACCCUGUAGGGUGUCUGAACUCACCGUCUUUAAAUUUGAGAGUAGCAACUAUACCCCACCGGUUAUACGGCCAGCCACGGCUCUCAAUCUGCGCAAAUUUCCGCACUGGCGAGUUGUAGCCGUCGCAACCGACAAGAAGCCGUGCUUUGAGGGACUCGCCGCUGGACAGCUGCAACACAGGCCAUCCAUUAAUCUCGUCGCUUGUGAUGUUCUCGACCUUGGUGUUGUCCAUAAUGGCCGUUUCCUCGUUCAAUUCCUCAAUCCGUGCCAGCAAUGCAGACUGGAGAUUGAGAGUCUCACACAUGGUGGCCAGCGAUGGGCCGUCGAAGUCGAUCUGGGCUCCCGAGACCCCGUCCCAUGCAACAAUGUUGUCGUAGCUCUCGACACGGCCCUCUUUGAUAUGUUUCCAGACACCAAUGUCUGACAAAUAGGAGAUUGUGGCAGGCGUGAGCGAAACAACCCUGUUGGUGAAGUUGGAGGGCGGGCGCUCGUGAAAGCUCUUGAGUGGUCCGAUAAGGUUCCCUCCUUCCACGAGCCUGCAAUUGAGCGACGACAAGAUGGGCGAAUUUUUAACAGCCGCUGCGAGCGUGAGUCCUGCGGGACCACCGCCAAUAAUCACAAUAUCGGCCAAUUGCGUCCGUGCAGUUG
Ogataea polymorpha is the source of this 2252-nucleotide messenger RNA. RefSeq lists its product as uncharacterized. Gene Ontology annotation, cellular component: nucleus. The record is from RefSeq and is a predicted model, not a curated record. NCBI's taxonomy places the organism in Eukaryota, Fungi, Ascomycota, Pichiomycetes, Pichiales, Pichiaceae. The transcript has a single exon. Gene Ontology annotation, biological process: protein peptidyl-prolyl isomerization. Gene Ontology annotation, molecular function: RNA binding; peptidyl-prolyl cis-trans isomerase activity. The coding region runs from base 1 to 906 and encodes 301 amino acids.